CGUUCCUUGGGAACAAGACUUGAAAUGAAAUCUCAAAAAAUCAAUUUAAAAUUGCACGUUAGAAAAUAUCCAUCUGUGCAAGCGCACUGCAGCAAGUGUUUCAUUUUAACUCUGUGAGCCUAUGAAAGAUUCGUAUUUAAUAUUAAACUUGAUUUGUACUGUUAGUUAAGCUUGUUAUAUUUGUAUUUAAUUACGACCGUGAAAGCGUGCCAGUUGCAGAAUGUACAGGAAUAAAGCGUGCCAGUUGCAGAAUAUAUAGAAAUAAAGCGCGCCAGUUGCAGUGACCUCGUGAAAGAAAGUUUCUCUCAAUUGAUUUUUGCAAAAAAAUAUGGCUGAAGCAGAAUCUACACAGCGGGAAGUUCGUUCCUUCUUAAUGGCUCGUGAUCCAAGCAUUGAUCGACGUUGUAGACCACGUCCACAACAAAAAAUAGCGCUUUUUCAUGAUAUCAAGGAAGAAGAUGACGACUGUGAAAUCGAUUGUUCCUUGGAUGAUACUAGUGAUCUUGCUAGUGCAGACGGAAUUAGUGAAACCGCUAGCUCAAGCGCAACAAAUGACGCUACCAUCGCCAACCCGUCGAAUGAAGUGGGAGCAUCCGUCUAUCUAAGGCUGCGUCCAGUAGAUUGUCCGACUUCAACGUUUGCUAUUUCUAAGGAAGGAAAUGUUUUGAUUUGCUCCCCACCUCUUGAAGCAACAAAUUUAAAUAAGAAUUCGGCGGAGAAGCACUACAGUUUUACAGAUAUACUCGAUUCACACGUUAGUCAAUAUGAAUUGUAUGAAAAGUGUAUUGGGCAGAAAAUAAUCGCGGAAGAAAGUUUUACCGUUCUAACGUACGGAAUUUCAGGAUCAGGCAAAACGUUUACAUUACUUGGCGAUGAUCAUCGGCCUGGGAUAAUACCUCGCUCCCUUGAAAAUGUAUUUUCCUUAUAUGAAGGUCAAAUAUAUCCACAUCCUUCCGUUAAACUUAUCAAUGGGCACAUAACAAUUUUGGAAGAUAGUGCGACUGGCAAGGAAAAUUUAAUGCGGAAAAAGAUAUUGGCACAAAACUUAGAGCUUGAAAGCCAGCACAAAAGUUUCCAACAGUGUAUACAGAACGAGCAUCGUUUCCCGAAAGGCCCCAUUGACGAUGCUCACGUAUUAAUUUGGGUAACCUUCGUCGAGAUUUAUAAUGAACAAGUUCAUGAUCUAUUAGCUAGCGAUGCUCCUAAAUAUGGUGUGCAGCCAAAUGCUUCUAGGAAAAAUUUGAAAAUAAUUUGCAAUGACGGCCGCGUGUUUAUUAAGUCUGCAACAUCGAUCUAUGUAAAAAGUAGCUUGGAAGCAUUGAAAUUAUUGCGUUAUGGUCAGAAAAAGUUGACAUAUGCAUCAACUUUAAUAAAUGCGAGCUCCAGUCGAUCCCAUUGCAUCUUUCUGCUGGAUGUAUUAAAAUAUUAUACAGGCGUUAUUAAGAGGACUUCAUAUAAAUUUUGUGACUUAGCCGGUUCUGAAAGACUAGAUAAAACGGGAAAUGUUGGCUCUCGGCUAAAGGAAGCUCAACGCAUAAAUACAUCACUUAUGGUUUUAGGGCGUUGCCUGGACGCAGCCAGUGCAGCUGGUAAUAAGCCAGAACGUAUACCCUUUCGUGAGUCAAAACUUACAAUGUUAUUACAAACGGCACUCCAAGGUAGAGAAAAGUUGACGAUGGUAGUCAAUUUAACACCUUUGGAUAAAUACUAUGAAGAAAAUUCCAACGUGUUAAACUUCGCCUCAAUCGCUAGAAAUAUAAUAUUCAAAUCAUCAAUAGCAUUCAAAAAUCAUACACGAUAUUCGAAUUUCAUGGGAAACACCCGCUGUGAUAUAGAGGAAGACGAUAAAGCGAAAGACGAAUAUAUUCAAGAUUUGGAGGAAGAAAAUGCACGUUUACACGAAGAAUUGCAAUCAUUGCGUGGACAACUGGAAGAACAAGAACAAUUUUUACACACCAAACUUCAACAGCUAGAGGAGGUAUUACGUGCCCAACAUUCUGAAGAAUUGGAAGAGCAGGAGGAUACGUUGAGGAAUAAAUUAGUAGAUUCGUUUAAAGUUACUUUGGCCGAAACCAAAAAGCAAAGUGAAAAACGUUUACAGGUUCAAUUAAAUUGCCAAGCGCAAAUUUACGAAACGAAGAUUGCUUCACUUACUAGAAAAUAUAAGGCAGAGAUUGAAGAUCUAGAGGAAGAAUUGGAACGCCGAAAGUAAAAAUUUAUUUAUUCCAACAAAUUGAGAAUUUUUUUUUGUUCUAUUUUUUACG
Molecule: messenger RNA, 2264 nt
Organism: Glossina fuscipes
Lineage: Eukaryota; Metazoa; Arthropoda; Insecta; Diptera; Glossinidae
Product: kinesin-like protein subito
Exons: 7
Coding region: 329-2212 (627 amino acids)
Biological process (GO): microtubule-based movement
Cellular component (GO): microtubule; nucleus; kinesin complex
Molecular function (GO): ATP hydrolysis activity; microtubule motor activity; microtubule binding
Source: RefSeq, a predicted model, not a curated record